CCGGGACUGGGAAGGGCGGGGGCACUAAGCCCGCCGCUGAGCGGACGCCUGCGUCUCCGGCUGCGGCCGCUGUCUCCCGAGGAGCGGGGCUCGGCCCUGCAGCCGCUGGCGCUCCGCCCCUUCCUGUCUGCUCCUCAGUAAAGACAGCACUGAACUCAUCUAUUAAGCAUGGCCUGAUGCUUCCCUGCUUGACAUUGGUCACAGAAUUGAAAAGAAAAAAGAACUUUACUGCAAAUUUAGAAAUCAGCUGCACAUGGAACUUAACGUCAGAAUAUUAAAUGAAUCCGAACCAGUGAUAUUAGAUUGGGCCUUUUUUCUUUUCUUUUUCCUUUUUAGACACGAUGGCUUUACUACCAAACAUUUUUACCAUCCUAGUAAUGAUACAGUUUGUUCUUGGAAAUUUUGCCAAUGUCUUCAUAGCACUGGUGAACUGCAUUGACUGGGUCAAGAAACAAAAGAUCUCUUCAGCUCAUCAAAUUCUCACUGCUCUGGCGCUCUCCAGGAUAGGUUUGCUCUGGGUAUUAGUAAUAAAUUGGUAUGCAACUGUGUUUAAUCCAGCUUUAUACAGUUUAGAAGUAAGAAUUAUUGUUUGUAUUGUCUGGUCAGUAAGCAACCAUUUUAGCCUCUGGCUUGCUACUAGCCUCAGCAUAUUUUAUUUGCUCAAGAUAGCCAAUUUCUCUAGCCUUCUUUUUCUUCACCUAAAGUGGAAAGUUAAAAGAGUAAUUCUCAUGAUACCGUUGGGAACUUUGGUCUUCCUGGUUUUUCGUAUUGCAGUCGUGAGCACAGAUGAAACAAUGCAGAGGAAUGAAUAUGAAGGAAACAUCACUUGGAAGACCAAAUUGAGGGACAUUGUGCACCUUUCAAAUAUGACUGAAGUCACACUAGCAAAUGUCAUACCCUUUACUGUGUCUCUGACAUCUUUUGUGUUGUUAAUCUUCUCCCUGUGGAAACAUGUCAAGAAGAUGCAGCUCAGUGGCAAAGGAUCCCGAGAUCCCAGCAUCAAGGUCCACAUCAGAGCCAUGCAAACUGUGAUCUCCUUUUUCUUGCUUUUUGCUAUUUACUUUGUGACUCUAAUCUUCUCAGUUUGGAGUUCUAAUACUCUGAAGAACAAACCAUUUCCCAUGCUUUGCCAAGCUCUUGGAAUCUUGUAUCCUUCAGGCCAUUCAUUUAUCCUGAUUUGGGGAAACAAGAAACUAAGACAGGCCUUCCUGUCAUUUCUGUGGCAGCUGAGGUGCUGGCUGAAGGAAGGAAAUAAGUUGGGCAUCAUGUAUCUUUUAGCAGAAAACAAACUGAUGGAGUCUGUAAUAUUUUGUGCUUCCUACUGUUUUUCCUAAUGUGUAUAUAAUUGGGUAAGGUUUACCUAGAAAAUCUUUUACCUAAGCUUAUCACAAAAAUAUAUAUGUAUGUAUGUUUAUGAAAAAUACAAGAAAGACUAUAAGGUCACUAUAUUAUUAUUUUCAGGUAAGCAAUCUAAUUUUACAAAAUAUUGUAAGAAAUUUUUCAGGAUUAUGAGGCCAUGAGUAUUUCACAUAUACCUUGCAAUUGAAGAAUUUUUGAUCUAUAUUUAUGCUUUUUUUAGGGACUGAUAAAUUAUCUUAGAAAUCAUUGCUAUUUUCCACUACUUAGUAUCGCACACAUACUACAGUGUGCUUAGAUUUUAUUGUUUGAAAUCCAAUCUUUUGGGUGGUAAGGAUAUUCAGUUCUAAAUCACACAUGAGGAUGGAUGUUUGGAUAGACAUUAUUCCAUUAUGAAUUCUUCAUGGAUAAUAGAGAGCAAUCAGAAUUGUUGCUAAGAAAAGAUGCACACAAUAAAAUUAAAGAGUGACAAACAUAUUUAGAAUUAUAUAUAUGCACAAUAAGUUGUACUAAAUAUUAUUGUAUUUAAUAUAAGUAAGUGAAAGCUAGAAAUAAAUCAAGUUCUACAAUAGGAAUGAGGAAGAAAGAAAAAUGACAAUGACAUUUUUAAUGUUGUUAUGUUUCCAUAUACAGUUAAGAAAAUCAUUUAAAAAUUUUUUUGAAUUAAGAAGACCUUGUUUAAAAUCAAAAACUGUUGUCAAAGUAUUCAGUUUCCUUAACCACCAUGGGACCUCUGAAUUGCCAGUCCUCUUCGUCUUGCUACCUAAAAAUUUCUUUUAAACAUCAGAUAAGAAUACUAAAAUCUUUCCUAUCUUCAAAGUAAGAAUAGCAAAAAAUUAUGAUUCAUAAAUCAUAAAUCAAUGACCUUUCUGCAUAUAUGAACAUGGUAUCUAUGAUGUCUAUGUAAUAAUUAUAAGAAAAGUCUUCAAGAUAUGUUUUAUUAUAAUCUUGUGGAAAAUGAUGAAAUAGAAAGUGUGUUGCCAUGAAUUUGAUAGCAAGUUCUGUUAGAAGAAUAAAAUGUAUAACCUUGUUCAACAACUGAAUUUACACAUCUAUAUUAAUUCUUAGUAUUAUGAAAAUUUAACAACAUUAUCUAAACCUUAAGAUAAAUCUUUCCCACAUCUGAUUAAUAUAUAUCUUUUUAAUCACAUGCUAUCCCAGUAGAAUAUAAACACUGUAAUGCACAGAUCAUGUCGAUCCUGUUUCCUGCUGACUCCUCAGGACAUAAAAGCCAGCCCAUAGAAUAGUGGGGUGAACACAAGUUUGCCAUCUUGAAUAUGUGGCUUCCAAGAUUGCCUUGGAGUCAUCUUCAUUCUAGACAGCAGAGGGGUCAGGUGCGGGGAAGAAAGGCUUACUGAAGAGUAUGCAUGGGGAGGAGAUCCAAGGUGGAAGAGUAGAUAAACUGUGGGCUUCCAUCCAUGAACACAUUAAAAUUAAAGCUAAAUUAUAGAAUAAUCAACCUGGAGAAUCAUCUGAAGUCUAGUUGAACAGAAGUUUUAUAACUAAGGAUAUAAAGAAGAAACCAAAUCAAGACUGGUACAAGGGACAGAGACGCAAAACGGGUCAGCCCCAAACCUCUGUGUGGUGGAUGAAAAUAUCUUGGCCAUAGAGGUUCUCCAUAGAGGAACAAGGGACCCCAGCCCCACACCAGCCUCCCCAGCCCAGAGUACUGGUGCUGAGAAGAGGAGUACUCACAACAUCUGGCUGUCAAAAACAGUGGGGAUUCUGACUGAUUGGGUAGGAUGGAAAGCUGUAGGAAACCCAGACAUCCUCUUAAAGGGCCCAUG
This is a messenger RNA of Rhinolophus ferrumequinum (greater horseshoe bat), 3143 nucleotides long. RefSeq names its product taste receptor type 2 member 46-like. The record is from RefSeq and is a predicted model, not a curated record. Gene Ontology annotation, cellular component: membrane. NCBI's taxonomy places the organism in Eukaryota, Metazoa, Chordata, Mammalia, Chiroptera, Rhinolophidae. Gene Ontology annotation, biological process: G protein-coupled receptor signaling pathway; detection of chemical stimulus involved in sensory perception of bitter taste; sensory perception of taste. Gene Ontology annotation, molecular function: bitter taste receptor activity; G protein-coupled receptor activity.